Anopheles merus is the source of this 1001-nucleotide messenger RNA. RefSeq names its product ribonuclease H1 (gene rnh1). The record is from RefSeq and is a predicted model, not a curated record. Gene Ontology annotation, molecular function: nucleic acid binding; magnesium ion binding; RNA-DNA hybrid ribonuclease activity. The coding region runs from base 95 to 970 and encodes 291 amino acids. Gene Ontology annotation, biological process: DNA replication, removal of RNA primer. NCBI's taxonomy places the organism in Eukaryota, Metazoa, Arthropoda, Insecta, Diptera, Culicidae. The transcript has 3 exons.
ACGUAAACAAAGCAGCAUUGGCGGCAACCGCAUCCAGCUGUUUCCAGGAACUCCUCUCAGAAUCGUAGCCUUCUACUAUCCCCUGCCAAGCUGCAUGUCCCUCAGACAGCUGCUACAGUGGCUACGUGCACUACCGGGGAUGCCUUUCUACGCCGUUGCCAAAGGACGCCAGGUGGGCAUAUUUUCCACAUGGCCCGAAUGCCAGGCACAGGUAAGCGGAUUUACCGGUGCUCGAUUUAAGAAGUUCCCGACCGAAGCAGAAGCAAACGCGUUUAUAGACAACAACCGUGAUGGUGGUGGAGGAAGUGUUCUCACCAGCAAAAAACCAUCGACAGCGCCUAGCUGGAGCGGGAAGCGGAGUGCAUCCACGAGCUCGACUGGCGGAGCACUUCCACCGGCGAACAAGCAGGCGAAGAAAACCAUCCUACUCGACAAAGCUCCUACGGCGGUGAAUAAGAUGGUAAAGUACGGCGAGUACAGCUUCCUGCAGGAUGAGGACGGAUUUGUGCACGUGUACACGGACGGUUCGUGCGAGGGCAAUGGGACGGCCAGGGCCGUUGCCGGGCUGGGAGUGUACUUUGCCGAAGGACAUGCACUAAACACAGCCAAACCGGUCAGUGGCCGGGCGACGAACAACUGCGGCGAAAUACAGGCCGCCUCGCUAGCGAUCCGGCUCGCCCGGCAGCAAGGCAUCCGGCGGUUGGUCGUUAACACGGACUCACAGUUCCUGAUCAACGCCAUCACCAAGUGGCUGCCCGGCUGGAAGCGGCGCAACUGGACGCUGGCCAGUGGUGGGCCAGUUAAAAACCAGACCGAUUUUAUGGAGCUCGAGCGGGAGCUGAGUGCGGGCGAUAUCCAGAUCAAGUGGAACCACGUGGACGCGCACUGUGGCAUUUUGGGCAAUGAGCGGGCGGACCAGCUGGCACGCAAGGGUUCGGAGAUGUAUCGGAUGGCAAAGCGACAGGGAUGACUGAAUUGAAUGAUCGUUAGGGAUCGUUCUU